Molecule: messenger RNA, 1548 nt
Organism: Penicillium brevicompactum
Lineage: Eukaryota; Fungi; Ascomycota; Eurotiomycetes; Eurotiales; Aspergillaceae
Product: fungal specific transcription factor domain-containing protein
Exons: 4
Coding region: 1-1548 (515 amino acids)
Biological process (GO): DNA-templated transcription
Molecular function (GO): DNA binding; zinc ion binding
Source: RefSeq, a predicted model, not a curated record
AUGACCUCAAAUUCUCAGGAUACUCGCCAUCAGCCUGGCGGGUGCACGAUCCGAGACCCGACCGAAAGUGCCGUGCUGUCCUCGGGGCAUCUCUCAUCGGCAGAGUCGCUUUUGAAGUGGUCUGUCUUUCUUGACCAUCCUUCGAUCUUGAAUGAGACGGAGACCUCAUUUCUGUCACUCGAGUAUGGGCGCACACCUUUACGAAGCAAUCUCUACGCCAUAUUUCCCAGCCUGGGGCUAUCAGAAAUAAAAGCCAUGGUGAAUAUAUUUCAACAGACUUACAAUUUCUGGUUCCCCACCAUGAGCUUGGGUGACCUCAAGUCUGUGGAGAUGCGAAUAUACCAAGAGAGCUUGGAGCCAAGUUGCCAGUCGUGUUUGGCUUUAUUGGUCAUGGCCUUGAGCUGCGUUGGAGCCUCUGUGGUGAAUGAAGAAAUGCCCGAAACUGAGUCUCAACAGCUCAAAUUACAAGGAGCGUCAUGGUUCACCGCCGCAAUGAAAAUGCUUCACUUGGCUCACAUUGAUAUGAGCGUUGAAGCUUGUCAAUGCCUCUUGCUGACUGGCCUCUACUUCUCUUUCCUACAAAGACCACUUCAAACGUGGUCUUACGUGAAUAGCGCAGCAACUCGCUGCCGUUUCCUACUAUCCUGUCCUUUCGACAACCCGGAGCGAGAUGAUAGAGAACACAUUACCCGAAUAUUCUGGUCUUGCUUUGUCUUAGAAAGCAACUAUAUCUCCGAGCUGCCCUCACUUCCACAAAACUGCAAUGCUGAGAUUGAAUCAAUAAUCUCACUCCCGGGCAAGUUUCAUUCACAUGAAUCAAUCGAAGAAGAAGAAAAGUCAACUUUCUAUCUGCUCGCAUCAAUAGCACUUCGACGCCUUUUAAACCGAGCCCACUACAUGCUUUACGAUCGAGAUAUCGGCCUUCAAAUUAACUCAAAUCAUUUCCCUUCUGUGAACCAGGAGCUAGCAAGGCAAUUGCAAGACUGGUACCAGACACUUCCAUCAAGUUUACAAUUUCCGGAUGAUGGGAAUCCCGCCGAUGAUCCAAAUAGCGAGUACUUGAGACAGUGGUACCUCAGUUGCCGCAGCGUGAUCUAUCGUCCGUAUCUAGAAUGGGCACUUGCUAAUCCAUCAUGGAACCUCCACACUAAUCAACGCGUGUUUGAUGGAUGCCGAGUGGCUCUUGAUACUUGCCUGUUCAAAUUAAGGCACUUCAAGCACGUGCCAUACACCGUCAUGGUCGAUACUUGGCCAUGCUCUCUUUCACUCGCGACGGCGAUGUUGACAGUGAUGGGUGGCUUUUGUCACCCCCAACUGACUGUACACCUCCGAAAUCUUGCUUUGCUGGAACUGGGUCCUCACUUGAAGUCACAAUUACAGCGAUGGAUGACAAUACAUGCCUCUUGUAUCUCUCCUGGUGUUGAGAAGGCACUGAGACUGAUAUUGAAUGCCCAUGAAUUUUUUGAAAGCAAAGUCGCAGACUUGAAUCCCUCUGCUGAGGAAGAGCAAACGCUUUCUCCCCAUGCAACUCGGGUGUUCCAUGGAUAA